CCCGAUCAUCGCCAAUUGAUCGUGCAGGAGCUAAUGGUCCCCCUUGCGCAGCUGGCCGACGAUCUCCCACUCGAGAUCGUCUUGCAAAGCGACGACAACCAGGUCCCGCACGUUCUCACACAGACCUUGGCGCCAUAUCUUCAGUGGUCGGCGUGCUUGGAGGAACUAGGAAGCGGCAGCAACCCGCCAUCACAACGCGGUUAUCUGGACCCCCACGAGAUAGUCGACCUCGCCUUCUUUCAAGAUCGGACAGCUUCCGAGAACGAGGGAGUAGAGAUUGAAGCCGAAGAAGAAAGCUCGGAAGAAGAAAAAGAAGCAGAAGAAGAGACCGAAGAGGAAAAAACUCCCGAAGAGGGGAGUUACAGUGAGCACAGCGAAGGCGAGCAAAGUGAGGAGGAGGAAGAAGAGCAAGGCGACGAAGAAGAAGAAGAUCAAGAGGAGUUGGAAGAGUCGGAGUGGGAAGGAUUCAAGGACGAAGUGUGUGACGAAGCUCGGGCGCAGGCCCAAGCACAGAAGAGGGAAGAGAUCGCGGCCGGGAAGCGACAACUGGAAUUCGCAAGCGCAGCCGGUCAGCCGCGCAUCGAUGAUCCGGCCCGAGAUCCGGAGCCACCUAAGCCCGAGGAUGGAGAGACAGCUGCCGAGACUUCGGCCGCACCGGCAAGACGGCGACGAAGCCGAUCCCCGUCCCCCUCCGCCGUCGACCGCCCACCAACUCGUCCACGUACCGAUGCGGGGCAUCGGGAUUCGUCCCUGGUCAUUAUCCCGCCGUCCCCUUGACCACCUCUCUUUCCGACAGAUUUCUACUCACAUCACCUUCCCCGACAAUCCCUUCCCCAUCGACACCU
Chara braunii is the source of this 845-nucleotide messenger RNA. Lineage: Eukaryota; Viridiplantae; Streptophyta; Charophyceae; Charales; Characeae. The record is from the annotation of a GenBank genome assembly.